Molecule: messenger RNA, 1158 nt
Organism: Seminavis robusta
Lineage: Eukaryota; Bacillariophyta; Bacillariophyceae; Naviculales; Naviculaceae
Source: the annotation of a GenBank genome assembly
UAGCUAUCCAAACCGCCACCAUGAGCGCCCCCAGUACUGCUGCUACUGAUGACACUACGAAGGACACCUCAUCAAGCACUGGAGAUGGUGAUGUGAUGCUGUUACCAUCUCCUCGAUUAAAUGUGUUAUCGUUUGCCGUGUCGGUGCCGGCAUCGUCGACAAUGGAUCCAAUUUCCUUUGACGAUGAUUACGACGAUACCGUCGGUGCGGCCAUGAGUGAAUUGGGAAUUUCUUCUUCUUCCAAGAAAAAGAAGAAACCGCCCAUGACUCAAAAUGCGUCGGCCAUGGAUGGCAUUGGCAUGGUGGGGACUAUUAUUUUACUAAAGACGUCCGUGAUCGUGUGGUUUGGAUGGGGGGCCACCAGUAAGACACCCACGCAAGACUCUACCAACGGCCGAGAAGGCGUCAAUCAUUCCCGCAUUCUAGGAAGUCUCCCCCAAGAACAACACGCCAUGGGCCAUUUGCUGGUGGCCAUGCCACCUCGCAAAUUUGGCGGAGCUUCCUCAGAACCACAAUCGUCCACGUCCAAACUGAUUGGAGGCGAGUAUCCCGACGAUGAAACGGUAGCCCAACAAAUGGCCCGUCGUCUCAGUCAAAAAUCCAAAAUGCCCGUACUCGUCAGUUGUCAAUUGGAUCCUACCCAUGCUCAAUCCAUGGGAUUUGAUCCCGAUCUAUUGCAUGCUCGAGCCGCCGCUUUGGCCGAACAACAUAUUUGGAGUAUACUACAAAAACAAAAACAACAACAGGGGAUACCGAAAUGAAUGGAUAAUCAUGAAACCAAUCCACACAGCAAUAUUCCAUAGAAACGGUUGGCACGCAGAAAUCUACAGUUCCUGACCUGAUGUGGCUCCGUGAGAUCAAAUUUCGAUUGUGGCAGAAGAUAAUAACAAUGCACAUCAGGUCGCCGCAACAUUUUUUAGUUGAGAUCACCAUGGCAUGCUAGCUACGGUAGCUAUAGUGAUAUAUUGAUAGAUACGAUAUCUGGUUGGAAGCACUUGUAGCGUCUAGCUAGGUAUUACUAGUAGUGUGCUUGUACCCGUAAUAACGGGCUCAAGUGAUCUCCAAUUAAUUUAUUUCUCGCAAGCAGCCAUGUCCCCUUCAAGCUUUCGAUCUAACCAAGCAAUCUAAUCGUUGACUACAUACCGGGACAUGUACUAC